AUGAGUUUCGCGCUGAACGUGACAGCAUCGACGACACACAGCGACGCGCGCUAUUUCGACGGUAGCUGGCUGGCUGUCGGCGAGAACCUGCGCACGCAGCGCUGGAAGAACGUGGUGAACAUCGACCGCAUGUUGCGAAGCCACCGCCCGCACGAAGUGCUCACUCACGUGGAGCAGAACUCCAACUGGUGCGCCAAGACGUUCACGCUGGCGCUCAAAGUGGAGCGCAUAAUCUUCGAGGCCGCAGCCUCACGAGAGAGCUACCUCAACGAGAAUACGCUGCGCGCUCGCGUGACGCUGGUAUCACGUCGACUCGUCGACCUGCCCAAGCGCAAGAAUAUGAUCAAAUUCGGCAUCCGUUCGCCACGCCAGUUCAUACGUCAGCGACAUUGA
This is a messenger RNA of Phytophthora infestans T30-4, 393 nucleotides long. RefSeq lists its product as uncharacterized. The record is from RefSeq and is a predicted model, not a curated record. The transcript has a single exon. Lineage: Eukaryota; Oomycota; Peronosporomycetes; Peronosporales; Peronosporaceae. Bases 1 to 393 code for a protein of 130 amino acids.